Naegleria lovaniensis is the source of this 1572-nucleotide messenger RNA. RefSeq lists its product as uncharacterized. Lineage: Eukaryota; Heterolobosea; Eutetramitea; Acrasida; Naegleriidae. The coding region runs from base 1 to 1572 and encodes 523 amino acids. The transcript has a single exon. The record is from RefSeq and is a predicted model, not a curated record.
AUGCUUUUUCUUCAUCAUCACGAACAAAAUAUUGUCGAAAAUGAUGAAUUUGUUCGGAAAUUGGAACACUUAUUAAAAAAGAAAUUUUCAUUGCAACAAUUAGGAAAGAAGAAAUGGUUAUUGAAUCGGGAAAUGAAAUAUUCAAAUUUCUUUCCUAUCGAAUUUAUGAAUGACAAAGAAUUUGUGUUGAAUCAUGUUAAAAAGUAUGGCUAUGGUUUCAAUUUUGCCACUAAACAAUUAAAACAAGACAAAGAUUUUGUGUUGAAAAUAGUUCAACACAAUGGAUUAGAAUUAGAAUUUGCGAGUGAAGAUAUUCGUAAUGAUCCAGAAGUGGUAUUGGCGGCUGUUACACAACAGGCAAGGGCAUUACGUUAUGCAUCACAUAUGUUACGUAAUGACAAGGAAUUAAUAUUGGAAGCUGCUCGACAAAAUGGAGACAUUUUGUGGUUUAGAUCCGGAAUUGACAGAGAUAUUUUGUUAGCUGCUGUGAAACAAAAUGGUGUAUUAUUACAGUUUGUUCAGCUGACCGAUUUUAAAUACGACAGGGAAAUAAUUUUUGAAGCCAUCAAACAAAACAAGAAGGCGCUUCGAUGGGCUCCAAAGGAUUUAAUUCAAGACCAUAAUUUCAUGCUGAAAGUCCUCAAAUUAAUAAUUCCAGAAUUUACAACAGUACACUGUUUUGAUUUUUCAAAGGAAGAAAUCAUGGCCAAACUGGUCCAAGAUUGUGGAUUUUUACUUGAAUUUUCAACUGAUACGCUCAAAUCAAAUAGAGACAUUGUCUUAACUGCUGUUAGAAACGAUGGUAGAUCGUUACAAUUUGCAUCGGAUGAAUUAAAGAGUGACAAGAGCAUUGUUUUGAAUGCAGUCAGAAAUGAUGCCAUGUCACUACGUUUUGCGUCUGAUGACUUGAAGAAUGACAAAGAAAUUGCAUUUGCAGCCGUUUCAAAAAACGGCAAUGCCUUACAAUGGGUCUCUGAAGAGCUAAAAGGGGACAAAGAACUUGUAUUAGCUGCUAUAACGUCUGGAAAAUAUGCUUUUGCAAUCGAAUUCGCGUCAACUACGUUACAGAAGGACAGAGAAGUUGUACUCGCUGCUAUCAAACAAAAUGGUUGUGCUCUUAUGUAUGCAGAUGAAAGUACGAAAAAUAAUCAGGAGAUUGUACUUGAAGCCAUCAAACAACGACAGAGUGAUUCUUAUUUUACUAUCCUACACAAACAUGUUGGUAUUUGGAAAUACGUUUCCAAAAAUCUCUUAAGUGACAAGACAUUCUUGCUAGAGGUUAUUAAGCUUGGGUGUACGAAAAUUGUUGAAGACAUUGAAUUUAUUUCGGCAUCGUUGCAACUAAAUACUCUUGGAUAUCGCGACAUUUGCUGUGACAAGGAUAUUAUGAUGAAAGCAGUGAAGAGUAAUGGAUGUGCCUUAAGACAUGCAAGUGAAGAGUUGCAGAGGGAUUCAGGGCUUGUAAUGGAAGCUCUUCAAUGCAAUGGGUUUGCUUUUGAAUACAGUGACGAGUUGUAUCAAACAAGAAUGGAAUAUUGCUACCAUGGAGCCUAUUUACAUGUAACAAAGUAA